GGGCGGGCGCUCGCGCCCGGAUGAAAGAUGGCUGCCGCCGCCGCUGCCGCCGCCGCUCGGCAGCCACCGCCCCGGAGGUUACUCUAGGGCCUGCAGCUUCCGCCUGUGCUCCCGGACCGCCGCCGCUGCCUCCUUACCAUGAAGCCAGUGAGUCGCAGCACCCUGGACCGGAUUUACUCAGCGUUGCUCCUCGCGGUCGUAUUGCUCUCCUGGGGCUACGUCAUCUAUGCAUCAACAGUAGCUGCCCGACGACAGCUAAAGAAGGAAUACCCAGACAAGAUCUUCGGGAUGAGCGAAAAUUUGUAAUCCCUCUGGAUUUAACUCCAUGCAAAUACAGCCCUUCACCUCAUUCUUAUCUGGCUCGUGUCUAGAUUUAAAGUAAAAUCCUUAAUGCAGA
Vicugna pacos (alpaca) is the source of this 397-nucleotide messenger RNA. It is a transcript of the gene TZMP1, whose product is annotated as small integral membrane protein 27. Lineage: Eukaryota; Metazoa; Chordata; Mammalia; Artiodactyla; Camelidae. The record is from RefSeq and is a predicted model, not a curated record.